Menidia menidia (Atlantic silverside) is the source of this 1726-nucleotide messenger RNA. The record is from the annotation of a GenBank genome assembly. Lineage: Eukaryota; Metazoa; Chordata; Actinopteri; Atheriniformes; Atherinopsidae.
UAAAACAGACUCAGAGAUCAACCCAGGGACAAGCACCUCGCUCUUCACUCCUCUCUUCCUCUCCACUUGGAUAUUAUUCGUCUGACCGAAGGCCGCCUCCAUCAUCAAGUGACAGCCCUCUCCUAUUUAUUUGCUUAUAAACCUGUUACAAUAAAUGAUCAUUGGAGCAACGUCAGCCUAGCAUUUUAACAACGAACAGCAGGCACUUUUGAUGAAUGACAUUUUGCUGCUGUGGGGAGGAUGCACGGCUCGUUUUGAGCUCUCGCUCGGCGAUUGCAUUCAGAUUCUUUCAUUUUUUGCGCCUUGCUUAUAAAAAGGUUUAGAGACAGUUAUUGGACACACUUGCUGAGUUGCAUGCGGAUUUCGCUCUGACACAACUCCAGCCCCUUGGACAAGUGGUGUGUCUGAUUUUUUUUUUUUGUUCACCCCCUUUUUUCCCCCCUACCCUCAUCCCGACUUGCGCGGCUUAAUGAUGGAGAGGAUAAGAAAAGAGAUGAUCCUGAUGGAGAGGGGUCUGCACAGUCCUGUCGCGGGGAAGAGGCUCGCAGACACGCCUGGAAAUUCAGUCCUGGAGGCCCUGGAAAACUCUCAGCACGGCGGACGGCUAAGCCCGAGAAUAACUUCGGCUUCCCUCCAUGGAAAUCUCGGGGACAUCCAGACGAAGAGCAAAUUUGAAAUUGACAGUCUUUUCGGCACGCACCACAACAGCGAGAACUCGUCCUCGGCGGAAAUUUCCUCGUCGGAAAGUAGGAAGAAAAUGAGCCUUUACUCCGAAGUUUCUCAAGAAUCUGACAUUAACAGUGAUGUUGAAGUGGGGUGCCCUGCGCAUCGCUCCCCGAGCCAGCACAAAGAGAACAACAAAGGGUUUUCAGACAGUAACUCUGGAUCCUCCAACACGAGCUCAGGCUCCCUCUCCAACAUGAACGGAAAUUCAUCGGGAGGAUCCAACAAUUCCAACUCCGACCAAGUCAGAAGGUAUCGGACUGCUUUCACUCGGGAACAAAUCGGACGACUGGAAAAGGAGUUUUACAGAGAAAAUUACGUGUCGAGACCGAGGAGAUGUGAAUUAGCGGCAGCGCUAAAUCUACCCGAGACCACGAUUAAGGUGUGGUUCCAGAACAGGCGCAUGAAGGAUAAAAGGCAGCGCUUGGCGAUGUCCUGGCCCCAUCCGGCGGACCCCAGCUUCUACACUUACAUGAUGACGCACGCGGCGGCCACGGGGAGCCUGCCGUACCCGUUCCACUCGCACAUGCCCCUGCACUACUACCCGCACGUGGGCGUCACGGCCGCGGCCGCGGCCGCCGCCGCCUCCGGCGCCGCCUCGUCCCCCUUCGCCACCUCCAUCCGGCCCCUCGACACCUUCCGCGCGCUCUCGCACCCUUACUCGCGCCCGGAGCUGCUGUGCAGCUUCAGGCACCCGGGACUGUACCAGUCGCCCGCGGGCCUGAACAGCUCCGCGGCCGCGUCCGCGGCGGCGGCGGCGGCCGCGGCGGCGGCGGCGGUCAGCGCGCCCUCGGCCCCCGCGGGGCCGUGCUCGUGCCUCAGCUGCCACAGCAGCCAGCAGGCGGCCAGCGCGCUGGGCUCCCGCAGCGCCGGCGCGGACUUUCCCUGCACGGCCUCCACGCAACGAUCCGAGAGUGGAUUUCUGCCCUAUUCCGCCGCUGUCCUCAGCAAGACCUCAGUCCCAUCGCCAGACCAGCGAGAGGAAUCCUCACUUAACAGAUAA